This is a messenger RNA of Aplosporella prunicola CBS 121167, 1337 nucleotides long. RefSeq lists its product as uncharacterized. Gene Ontology annotation, cellular component: cytosol. The transcript has a single exon. The coding region runs from base 217 to 1233 and encodes 338 amino acids. Gene Ontology annotation, molecular function: pyridoxal phosphate binding; L-aspartate:2-oxoglutarate transaminase activity. Gene Ontology annotation, biological process: L-aspartate biosynthetic process. NCBI's taxonomy places the organism in Eukaryota, Fungi, Ascomycota, Dothideomycetes, Botryosphaeriales, Aplosporellaceae. The record is from RefSeq and is a predicted model, not a curated record.
UGGCAAGGUCAGCCUGGGCGCGGGCGUCUACCGCGACAAUGACGCCAAGCCGUGGAUCUUGCCGUCUGUGAGAAAGGUGCGUUGAGAAGAUGUGCCCCUCCAUCAUGGUCUCUUUUCCAAUUGAGGCGUGUCUGGACAUUUUGGACUGACAAUGGUUGUUCCCAGGCCGAAGAGCGCAUCCUCGCCGACCCCACGGUCGACCACGAAUACCCGCCCAUGAGCGGCUUCCCGCCGUUUGUGGCGCACGCGCAAGCGCUCGUCUUCGGCGAGGAGACGCCGGUGCUGGCGCCGCGCAUCGCGUCGGUCCAAACCAUCUCGGGCACGGGAGCAUGCCACGUGGGCGCGCGCUUCCUGACGGACACGCUCGGAGCCAAGCGCGUGUGGUUCCCGGACCCGACGUGGGGCAACCACCAUCUGAUUUGGACCAUGGCGGCCGGGCACGUCGAGCAGAAGCUGCACCCCUACUACAACCCCAAGACGCGCUCGCUGGACUUUGAGGGCAUGAUGGCGACGCUGCGCGCCGAGGGCCAGAAGGGCGACAUCAUCGUGUUGCACGCCUGCGCGCACAACCCCACCGGCCUCGACCCCACCAAGGAGCAGUGGCAGCAGAUUGCCGACGUGUGCGAGGACAAGGGCAUCUUCCCCUUCUUCGACUCGGCCUACCAGGGCUUCGCCUCGGGCGACCUCGACCGCGACGCCUGGGCCAUCCGCCACUUUGCCUCGCGCGGCCUCGAAAUCGCCGUCGCCCAGUCCUUCUCCAAGAACUUUGGCCUGUACGGCCAGCGCGUCGGCGCCUUCCACCUGCUCCUCUCCAAGCCCGAGGCCCAGCCCAACACCCUCAGCCAGAUCGUCCGCGUCAUCCGCGGCGAGAUCUCCGUCUGCCCCCUGUACGGCGCCCGCGUCGUCGCCGCCAUCCUGAGCGACAAGCAGCUGCGCAACGAGUGGCUCGACGACUUGCGCACCAUGUCGGAGCGCCUCAAGGAGAUGCGCCAGGCCCUGUACUCGGAGCUCCAGAAGAGGGGCACCCCCGGCACCUGGGAGCACAUUGUCGACCAGAUCGGCAUGUUCUCCUACACCGGCCUCAAUGCCGAGCAGGCCCGCAUCCUCCGUGACGACCACCACAUCUACAUGAUGAAGACUGGCCGCGCUUCGAUUGCCGGCCUCAACACCACCAACGUCGAGUCCGUUGGUGCGGCCAUUGACGCCGUCGUCAGGGCUGCCGGCAGCUCUUAGGACCUCCAUAGCAUUUCCUUGCUAUUUUGCAUGACCAGUCCGCCAGUCCAGCUCCUUGGAUUUCUCAAGGUUUAGGCGGCUAUUUUUUUUUUUUUUUUUUUUUU